This is a messenger RNA of Haemonchus placei, 750 nucleotides long. Lineage: Eukaryota; Metazoa; Nematoda; Chromadorea; Rhabditida; Trichostrongylidae. The record is from the annotation of a GenBank genome assembly.
AUGGACGUUCUGGUGAUGGCUUCCCAUGGAAUGCUGAUGCGAGUGGAAAAGUGCGACGAUGGGAAGAUACUUUGCGCCAAAAUUCAAGCAAAUAAGAUUUCCAAGAAGCAGUACCCAGGAGAUUUCAAUAAAAAGCGAUAUCCACAACUUACAAUGGAUGUGGAAGGAAUUCCCAGCCAAGCUCAACAAAUUUUUCUGUUCAAUCUUGGCUUCGUGAAGUUGCAGAAGGAAAUAAGAGCUUUAGAGUUCAUGAAGGAGAAGAAAAUCGAAAACAGAUUUCUACCUAAGCUUUACGGCAAAGGAAAGACAGCCGAUCUUACGUUCUACAUCACCGAUCACGUAGGACAGACCUUGCAGAGCCAGUUACACAGAUAUAAAAUCAGCAUUACAUCAGCUUUCCGCAUCUGCCGUUACAUAAUAGAAGCUAUGAAGAGCAUUCACGGAAUCGGUCUCGUGCAUGGCAAUAUACGGCCAUCAGCUAUUCUCGUCGGUGGCCCUCAUGAAAGAGAUAUUGUCCGCUUGUUUGGCUUUCAGUUCAGUACGCAACAUCCGAAGAAAUCUAACGAUAGAGAGCAGAUCGGCUAUCCAUUAGACAUUUAUACACCAAGAGCUGUGCACAAGGGCGAACGAGCAAAGCCAAAACACGAUUUUGAGAUGUAUCUAUAUCUGGAGAAAACUCCAAAGGGCUAUGAAUCAAAAAGCGAUCAUGAAACAGCCGACCUUUGCACAGAUGGAGCUGCCGGUCUAUAG